Molecule: messenger RNA, 1332 nt
Organism: Mycotypha africana
Lineage: Eukaryota; Fungi; Mucoromycota; Mucoromycetes; Mucorales; Mycotyphaceae
Exons: 2
Coding region: 1-1332 (443 amino acids)
Biological process (GO): ubiquitin-dependent endocytosis
Cellular component (GO): cytosol; plasma membrane; cytoplasm
Molecular function (GO): protein-macromolecule adaptor activity; ubiquitin protein ligase binding
Source: RefSeq, a predicted model, not a curated record
AUGCCUAUUUUCGUUCCCUUCUUAACUGGAGCGAAGGAACUUUCAAUUGAUCUAGCUGAGCCUGUUGUUAUUCUUAGAGGCACAGCUGCUGAUGACACUAAGCACGUCCUCCAAGGUGAAGUUAGUCUUGUUUUAACAAGGCCAAUAUCUGUGUCAGAAGUCAAUAUUAAGUUUGUUGGAAAAUCUUACAGCUUGUGGCCGGAGGGACUUGGGCAUAAAAGCAACAAGCUGUAUCACAAAAAAACAAUACACACACAAAGUAUCAUUCUGGAGAAUUUCAAUGAACAUACUAAAAAAGAGGGUGUUCUAUCAGCGGGUAUUCACCGCUGGCCAUUUCAGUUUAUCCUUUCAAAUGCAUUGGCUGAAACAAUCGAAGAUGAAAUGGCCAAGGUCUUCUAUUACCUCACCACCACAGUGCAUAGAACUGGAAAAGGGACGACCAAGCUUCAAGCGCGGCAAGAUGUUCUGAUUCUUCGUCUGCCAAAUUGGUCAGAUACAGCUCUUACAGCUAAUUCAUUGCCUUCCUCAUCUAUUAUAUCAGAUCGUCGCUUAGAGGUCUGUGAUGCCAUCAUCUGUAUCGAGAAAUCAUAUGUCUCUUCCGGCACUCAAUUUCCAAUCGCUUUCACUAUCUCACCCAAUAUGAAAAACACUUUUAUAGAGUCGAUUUCAGUCUUACUGACAGAAAAGAGAAAAUACAAACUCCCUGAAUUCAAUGCCCGUCGAAUAGAACAACAUGAUUUCAAGCUGUCACUCACAUCUUUUACCAGUCUGUUAGCAGAUAGUGAACUGACGACAACUCAGGCGUUCUAUGCGCAACCCACAUUAAGGGACAUGCGUCGACUCUUGAAUGUGAAGAAUGCUCAUAUGCCAUUGGAUCAAGGUGCCUUUCGACAUCGUCUUUUGUUUACUUUACCCAACUGUGUCCAGCUAAACCAUACUUCUACCUAUUCGGAAAUCAGCAUUAAACAUACUUUGAGGAUACAGAUUGAGCUAUCCUCACCGACUGCAAGUCAUAGAAACCUAGAUCCUCAUAAACCACCGCAAGACACUGUAUACACAAAAGUACAUUUAGAGACGCCUAUUACCAUUUUAGAUUGUCGACUGAAAGAGGAUUAUAAUACGUUACCGACCUACGAAGAAACCCUUCUGGUAUCAUCUCUUAUUGACGACGAUAUAGCAGAAUCGAAACCGUCUGGAUUCUUUAUGUGCCCUUGUUAUUUGGAAUACAGAAAGAAAACUAAAUGCAGCCGACGUGAUUGGAUCAAAAUACGAGAUCAAUUUAGUGUAUUUAAUGACUCUACACCACCCCCAUCUUACGAAUCCCUGCAAUGA